This is a messenger RNA of Talpa occidentalis (Iberian mole), 5173 nucleotides long. RefSeq names its product CDC42 binding protein kinase beta (gene CDC42BPB). Bases 1 to 5133 code for a protein of 1710 amino acids. Gene Ontology annotation, molecular function: ATP binding; protein serine/threonine kinase activity. Gene Ontology annotation, biological process: actomyosin structure organization; peptidyl-threonine phosphorylation. Lineage: Eukaryota; Metazoa; Chordata; Mammalia; Eulipotyphla; Talpidae. The record is from RefSeq and is a predicted model, not a curated record. Gene Ontology annotation, cellular component: cytoplasm; cytoskeleton. The transcript is spliced from 37 exons.
AUGUCGGCCAAGGUGCGGCUCAAGAAGCUGGAGCAGCUGCUGCUGGACGGGCCGCGCCGCCGCGAGGGCGCCCUGAGCGUGGAGGCGCUGCUCGACGUGCUGCUCUGCCUGUGCACCGAGUGCGGCCACGCGGGCCUGCGCCGCGACAAGUACGUGGCCGACUUCCUCGAGUGGGCCAAGCCCUUCACGCAGCUGGUGAAGGAGAUGCAGCUUCACAGAGAAGACUUCGAGAUCAUCAAGGUCAUCGGGAGAGGCGCCUUUGGGGAGGUCGCCGUUGUCAGGAUGAAGAACACGGAGCGGAUCUAUGCCAUGAAAAUCCUCAACAAGUGGGAGAUGCUCAAACGGGCAGAGACAGCGUGCUUCCGGGAGGAGCGGGACGUGCUGGUGAACGGGGACUGCCAGUGGAUCACCACGCUGCACUACGCCUUCCAGGACGAGAACUACCUGUACCUGGUCAUGGAUUACUACGUGGGAGGCGACUUACUGACGCUGCUCAGCAAAUUUGAAGACAAGCUCCCAGAAGACAUGGCGAGAUUCUACAUUGGCGAGAUGGUGCUGGCCAUCGACUCCAUCCAUCAGCUUCACUACGUGCACAGAGACAUCAAACCCGACAACGUGCUCUUGGACGUGAACGGCCACAUCCGCCUGGCUGACUUUGGGUCGUGCUUGAAGAUGAAUGAUGACGGAACUGUCCAGUCCUCCGUGGCCGUGGGCACCCCCGACUACAUCUCCCCGGAGAUCCUGCAGGCCAUGGAGGACGGCAGGGGCCGGUACGGCCCCGAGUGCGACUGGUGGUCGCUGGGCGUGUGCAUGUACGAGAUGCUGUACGGGGAGACGCCCUUCUACGCCGAGUCCCUCGUGGAGACCUACGGGAAGAUCAUGAACCACGAGGAGCGGUUUCAGUUCCCUGCCCACAUCACCGAUGUGUCUGAGGAAGCGAAGGACCUCAUCCAGCGGCUCAUCUGCAGCCGGGAGCACCGGCUGGGCCAGAAUGGGAUUGAAGACUUCAAAAAGCACGCCUUCUUCCAAGGUCUGAACUGGGAGGACAUCCGCAACCUCGAGGCGCCUUACAUCCCCGACGUGAGCAGCCCUUCCGACACGUCCAACUUCGACGUGGAUGACGACGUUCUGAGAAACGCUGAGAUGCUGCCCCCUGGCUCUCACGCAGGCUUUUCCGGGUUGCACCUGCCCUUCGUCGGCUUUACGUUCACCACAGAGAGCUGCUUUUCCGAUCGUGGCUCUCUGAAGAGUGUCACACAGGCCAGCACCCUGGCCAAGGACGAGGGCGUGCAGCGGGACCUGGAAAACAGCCUACAGGCUGAAGCGUAUGAGCGGAGGAUCCGGAGGCUGGAACAGGAGAAACUGGAGCUGAGCAGGAAGCUGCAAGAGUCCACCCAGACUGUGCAGUCCCUUCAUGGCGCCUCUCGGGCCCAGGGCAGCGCCGCCCGGGAUGGAGAGAUCAGAAGGCUGAAUGAAGAGAUUGAGCACUUGAAGAACAGGAUAGCAGAUUCAAACAGGCCCGAGCGACAGCAUGAGGACGUGGCGACGCUGCGCCAGGAGCGGGAGGAUGCCGUGCUCCGCCUGAGGGGCCUGGAGAAGCAGUGCCGUGUGGCACGGCAGGAGCGGGAGGACUUCCACAAGCAACUGGUUGAGGCUUCAGAGAGACUGAAAUCCCAGGCCAGAGAGCUCAAAGAUGCCCACCAGCAGCGAAAGCUGGCCCUGCAGGAGCUCUCGGAACUUGGCGAGCGCAUGGCGGAGCUCCGCUCCCAGAAGCAGAAGGUGUCCCGGCAGCUCCGGGACCGCGAGGAGGAGGUGGAGGUGGCCGUGCAGAAAGUCGACUCGAUGCGCCAGGAAAUGCGGAAGGCCGAGAAGUUCAGGAAAGAGCUGGAAGCCCAGCUUGAGGAUGCCGUGGCCGAGGCCUCCAGGGAGCGCAAGCUUCGUGAGCACAGCGAGAACUUCUCCAAGCAAAUGGAAAGUGAGCUUGAGGCCCUCAAGGUGAAGCAAGGAGGCCGGGGACCAGGCGCCACCUUAGAACAUCAGCAGGAGAUUUCCAAAAUAAAGUCUGAACUGGAGAAGAAAGUCUUAUUUUACGAAGAAGAACUGGUCCGGCGUGAGGCCUCCCACGCACUGGAGGUAAAAAAUGUGAAAAAGGAGGCACAGGACUCUGAGAGCCAGCAGCUGGGCCUGCAGAGGGAGGUCCUGAUGUUGACGGACAAGCUGGAGAAGUGCAGGCGGGAGCGGCACAGUGAGGUGGAGGAGGCUGUGGGCACAGUGAGAGAGAAGUACGAGCGGGAACGCACGCUGCUGUUUGAGGAGAACAGGAAGCUGACGGCUGAGAACGAAAGGCUUUGUUCCUUUGUGGAUAAACUCACGGCCCAGAACAGACAGCUGGAGGACGAGCUGCAGGACCUGGCCGCCAAGAAGGAGUCGGUUGCCCACUGGGAGGCCCAGAUCGCUGAAAUCAUCCAGUGGGUGAGCGACGAGAAGGACGCCCGGGGCUACCUUCAGGCUCUUGCUUCCAAGAUGACAGAAGAGCUGGAGACGCUGCGGAGCUCCAGCCUGGGCGCCAGGACGCUGGAUCCCCUUUGGAAAGUUCGCCGUAGCCAGAAGCUGGACAUGUCUGCCCGGCUGGAGCUGCAGUCUGCUCUCGAGGCCGAGAUCCGGGCCAAGCAGGUGGUUCAGGAGGAGCUGAGGAAAGUCAAAGAUGUCAACCUCUCCUUCGAAAGUAAACUAAAGGAUUCUGAAGCCAGAAAUAGAGAAUUAUUAGAAGAAAUGGAAAUUUUGAAGAAAAAGAUGGAGGAAAAAUUUCGAGCAGAUACAGGGCUCAAGCUCCCCGGCUUCCAGGACUCUAUUUUUGAAUAUUUCAACUCUGCGCCUCUUGCACAUGACCUGCCUUUCAGGACCAGCUCAGCCAGUGAGCAGGACACACACGCCUCAAAACCGGAAGUGUCCCCUGCUGUGGCUGCAAGCACAGGGCAGCAAGAGGACGGGACUCGGCACCCCCAGAGGCCGCCUGCCGGGUCGCAUCCCACCACCCAAGCCCUCACUCUGGCUGGACCAAAGCCCAAGGCCCACCAGCUGAGCGUCAAGUCCUUCUCCAGCCCCACGCAAUGCAGCCACUGCACCUCCCUGAUGGUGGGGCUCAUCCGGCAGGGCUACGCCUGCGAGGUGUGCUCCUUCGCCUGCCACUCCUCCUGCCGGGACAGCGCCCCCCAGGUGUGCCCCAUCCCCGCCGAGCAGGCCAAGCGGCCCCUGGGCGUGGACGUGCAGCGGGGCAUAGGCACCGCCUAUAAGGGCUACGUCAAGGUUCCGAAGCCCACCGGGGUGAAGAAAGGGUGGCAGCGGGCGUACGCGGUGGUCUGCGACUGCAAGCUCUUCCUGUACGACCUGCCGGAGGGGAAGUCCACACAGCCCGGCGUGGUAGCCAGCCAGGUCCUGGACCUCAGAGACAACGCGUUCUCGGUGAGCUCCGUCCUGUCUUCAGACGUCAUACACGCCACACGCCGAGACAUCCCGUGCAUAUUCAAGGUGACAGCCUCUCUCUUAGGUAGCCCUUCUAAGACCAGCUCACUGCUCAUUCUGACGGAGAAUGAGAAUGAGAAGAGGAAGUGGGUGGGCAUCCUAGAGGGGCUGCAGUCCAUCCUGCACAAGAACCAGCUGCGUGGCCAGGUGGUGCACGUGCCGCAGGAGGCCUACGACAGCUCGUUGCCCCUCAUCAAGGCUGUGGUGGCAGCCGCCGUCCUGGAUGGGGACAGGAUCGCGCUGGGCUUGGAAGAAGGGCUGUACGUCAUCGAGCUGGCCCACGACGUAAUCAUCCGCGCCGCUGACUACAAGAAAGUGUCCCAGAUCGAGCUCGCACCCAAAGAGAAAGUCGCCAUCCUCCGCUGCGGUCGCAACCACCACGUCCACCUCUGCCCGUGGUCUUGCUUUGACGGGAUAGAGAGCAACGUUGAUGUCAAGCUUCCAGAGACCAAGGGCUGCCAGCUCAUCACCACUGCCACCCUGAAGCAGAGCCCGUCCACCUGCCUGUUUGUGGCCGUGAAGCGGCUGAUCCUGUGCUAUGAGCUGCAGAGAACUAGGCCUUUCCACCGCAAGUUCAACGAGCUCAUGGCCCCCGGCAAUGUGCAGUGGAUGGCUGCGGUGCAGGACAAGCUCUGUGUCGGCUACCCCUCUGGGUUCUCACUCUUGAGCCCCCAGGGCGAUGGGCAGGCCCUGAGCCUGGUGAAUGCCGCCGACCCCUCGCUCAGCUUCCUCGCACAGCAGCCCUUUGAUGCCCUCUGUGCCGUGCCUCUCCACAGUGACGAGUUCCUGCUGUGCUUCAGCCACAUGGGGCUGUAUGUGGACCCACAGGGCCGCAGGGCGCGCGUGCAGGAGCUCAUGUGGCCCGCGGUGCCCGUCGCCUGCAGUUGCAGCCCCUCACACGUCACGGUGUACAGCGAGUAUGGCGUGGACGUCUUCGACGCCUGCACCGCCGAGUGGGUGCAGACCAUCGGCCUGCGUAGGAUCCGCCCGCUGAACGCGGAAGGCACCCUCAACCUGCUGGGCUGUGAGCCCCCGCGCCUCAUCUACUUUCGGAGCGCGUUCUCGGGAGUGGCGCUCAACGUGCCCGACACCUCAGACAACAGCAAGAAGCAGAUGCUGCGGACCCGGAGCAAGCGGCGCUUCGUCUUCAAGGUGCCGGAGGAGGAGAGGCUGCAGCAGCGGCGGGAGAUGCUUAGAGACCCGGAACUGAGGUCCAAGAUGAUCUCCAACCCCACCAACUUCAACCACGUGGCCCACAUGGGCCCGGGCGACGGGAUGCAGGUGCUCAUGGACCUGCCUCUGAGCGCUGCGCCCCCCGCCCAGGAGGAGAGGCCCGGCCCGGCCCCCACCAGCCUGUCCCGCCAGCCCCCAUCCCGGAGCAAGCCCUACAUCUCCUGGCCCUCUGCAGGUGGGCCGGAGCCCGGUGUGGCCAUGCCUCUGAGAAGCAUGUCGGACCCCGACCAGGACCUGGACAAAGAGCCUGACUCCGACUCCACCAAACACUCGACCCCCUCCAACAGCUCCAACCCCAGCGGCCCGCCCAGCCCCAACUCCCCCCACCGGAGCCAGCUCCCCCUCGAAGGCCUGGAGCCACCAGAGUACGACGCCUGAAGCCUGGCCGCCCGCCGUGGGCCGGGGAGCAGCGCGGUCG